CCUCCGCUCGUUGCUCCUCUCCCUCUCUCUCCCCGUUCUUAUAAUUCCGGGGAAAGGUCCUCUUUCUUUCCUCUGUUUUCCGAUUGUCGCAUGUCUCUUGAUCCUCCGUGAUCAAUUUCCUCGACGUACUUGCUUGCUAUCUUACUCCCGACCACUGCCAUUCCCACCAUCAUGAUGUUGGGUCGUUGCGCACGACAGGCCUCGCGCCUGCUCCCGCGCACGGCGAAGCCCGGUCUCGUGCUUCCUCGGUCUACGCGCUCGGCCGUGGCCUCUUUUCCUUCGUUGCCUGCGCAAUCUCGCUCCGUUUCCUCCUCUAGCCCCGAGGUGCAGCAAAAUUUGCUUUCCGCCCAUCUCGAGGAGUCCGACCCCGCCAUCUACAACAUUCUUCAGAAGGAGAAAAAACGCCAACAACAUUUCAUCAACCUCAUUCCCUCCGAGAACUUCACCUCUCAAGCCGUCCUCGAUGCCUUGGGCAGUGUUAUGCAGAACAAAUACUCCGAGGGCUAUCCUGGAGCUCGUUACUACGGUGGCAAUGAAUUCAUCGAUCAGUCCGAGCGCCUGUGUCAGCAACGAGCGCUGGAGACUUUCGGUCUCAACCCCGAGGAAUGGGGCGUGAAUGUGCAGCCCCUGUCCGGAUCCCCUGCUAAUCUGUACGCCAUUUCCGCCGUCUUGAACACACACGACCGUUUGAUGGGUCUGGAUCUGCCUCACGGCGGCCAUCUGUCUCACGGCUACCAGACCCCUACCAAGAAGAUCUCUUUCAUUUCCAAAUACUUCGAGACGUUGCCCUAUCGGCUGGACGAGUCGACGGGUCUCAUCGACUAUGAGGCUCUCGAGAAGCAGGCUCUCCUCUACCGCCCCAAGAUGAUCAUCGCCGGUACCUCCGCUUACAGCCGUUUGAUCGACUACUCCCGCAUGCGUGAGAUCGCCGAUGCGGCCGGCGCUUAUCUGCUCAGCGACAUGGCGCACAUCUCCGGCCUGGUCGCCGCUGGCGUCGUCCCCUCCCCAUUCACUCACUCCGACAUUGUGACGACGACGACACACAAGUCCCUGCGUGGUCCGCGCGGUGCGAUGAUCUUCUUCCGCAAGGGUGUCCGCCGGACGGACAAGAAGGGCAACAAGGAGAUGUACGACCUUGAGGGCCCGAUCAACGCCUCCGUCUUCCCCGGCCACCAGGGCGGGCCCCACAACCACACGAUUACCGCCCUGGCCGUGGCGCUGAAGCAGGCGCAGUCUCCCGAAUUCAAGACCUACCAGCAGACCGUGCUAUCGAACGCACAGGCUCUGUCGGAGCGGCUGGGCUCGCCGCUCAGCAGCGGCGGACUGGGCUACAACAUCGUGUCCGGCGGCACCGAUAACCAUCUGGUGCUGGUAGACCUCAAGAACCGGGGCGUGGACGGCGCGCGGGUGGAGCGGGUACUAGAGCUCUGCGGUGUCGCCAGCAACAAGAACACGGUACCCGGCGACCGGUCGGCGUUGAAGCCCGGUGGCUUGCGUCUGGGCACUCCCGCCAUGACGACGCGGGGCUUCCAGCCGGAGGAUUUCCGUCGGGUGGCGGACAUCGUCGACCGGGCGGUGAUCAUCACACAGAAGCUGGACAAGGCGGCUAAGGAGAGUGCGACGGCCAAGGGCGUCAAGAACCCCAACACGGUCAAGGCCUUCCUGGACUAUGUGGGCGAGGGCGAGGAGAUCUCGGAGAUUGUUCAACUGCGCCAGGAGGUCGAGGACUGGGCGGGCACGUUUAGUCUCCCCUGGGCUAAGGAUGAGUAAUUUUGUUUUUCUUUUUUUUUUUGGUUAAUAAUUUCUUAAUGUCCUCCGCGCCGCAUGUCUGUGAAGAUCCCAUAUCCCCAUUAGAUGAAUGAAUAUUGAUGUCC
Molecule: messenger RNA, 1874 nt
Organism: Aspergillus homomorphus CBS 101889
Lineage: Eukaryota; Fungi; Ascomycota; Eurotiomycetes; Eurotiales; Aspergillaceae
Product: serine hydroxymethyltransferase
Exons: 5
Coding region: 172-1770 (532 amino acids)
Biological process (GO): folic acid metabolic process; tetrahydrofolate interconversion; L-serine catabolic process
Cellular component (GO): cytoplasm
Molecular function (GO): serine binding; pyridoxal phosphate binding; glycine hydroxymethyltransferase activity
Source: RefSeq, a predicted model, not a curated record